Molecule: messenger RNA, 1152 nt
Organism: Capsicum annuum
Lineage: Eukaryota; Viridiplantae; Streptophyta; Magnoliopsida; Solanales; Solanaceae
Product: bidirectional sugar transporter SWEET5
Exons: 6
Coding region: 185-895 (236 amino acids)
Biological process (GO): carbohydrate transport
Cellular component (GO): membrane
Molecular function (GO): sugar transmembrane transporter activity
Source: RefSeq, a predicted model, not a curated record
UAAGCAAAACAUUUUGAAAUAUUGUUGCUUAAUAGUGGAUGGCUGUCUCCAGAUAAAACAAAGACAGCCUCCAUUAAUGCUAAUUGCAAUUUUUCUAGUAGUAAUCAAUAAUACUUGCCAUCUCCCUAGUGCUUCAUUAAUUAAUUAAAUUUUGUACUUCUAGCAUAUAAAAUACACAUCAAAGAUGGCGGAUACAAAUACAAUUAGGACCGUUGUAGGAAUUAUUGGUAAUGUCAUAUCUUUCUUUCUUUUCCUGUCCCCGGGGCCAACAUUUGUGAAAAUUGUGAAAGCAAAGUCGGUGAUGGAAUUCAAGGUGGAUCCUUAUGUAGCAACAAUACUAAAUUGUGCAGUGUGGGUGUUUUAUGGUAUGCCAUUUGUUCACCCAGACAGCGUUCUUAUUGUCACCAUUAACGGAUUUGGUCUGGCGAUUGAGCUCUUCUAUGUCGGCAUCUUCUUCAUCUACUCCGAUUGGGCUAAGCGCCGCAAGAUCAUAAUUGCUUUGAUUAUUGAAAUAAUCUUCAUGGUAAUCUUGAUCUCCAUUACACUAACAUGCCUCCAUGGCACCAAGGAUAGAUCCAUGCUUAUAGGAAUUGUGGCUAUAGUCUUCAACAUCAUCAUGUACACGUCACCACUGACCGUCAUGAAGAAGGUGAUCACCACCAAGAGUGUAAAAUACAUGCCAUUCUAUUUGUCACUAGCAAACUUUGCUAAUGGCAUUGUUUGGGCAAUCUAUGCGCUCCUCAAAUUCGAUAUCUAUGUCCUGAUACCCAAUGGACUGGGAUCAUUGUCUGGAUUAGUGCAGCUACUUCUCUUUGCAGCAUUUUACAGCACAACCAAUUGGAACGAGGAUGAAAAAGAAGUUGAACUCAGUGAGUCCAAGAAGGCAGAUGCUUAAUAAACAAAAAGGCAGAGACAAAUUAAAACUCCCACACUAAUUUUUUUUUUCGCAAGUGUGUGAAUAUACAUAUAUAUGGUGUGAUAAAGAGAAAAAAAUAAAAAAGUAUACGAUUUAACUUAGUUUAUUUUGGUCCAUAUACUUUAUGUUUUCACUUUAUUUCAUUGUACAGGAAGAGUUUUUUAAAUACCGACUGUGCUUAUUUACCAAAACUAUAUUGUAUGAGAUAUAUAUAUAUAUACACACUUGGCUACCAA